AUGGAGCAAGGCAAGAGUGGUCGUCCGGAGAGAUGUGGAGACCCGCCGGGCCUCCGCAGCCACAAAGGAGGAGAAGAUGAGUACGUUCAGGCUUGUCUGCGUGAAUGCAAAGCAGAGAUCAAAUUGCAAGACAUAGAUAAGAAGGCAACGGCACUCCUUAAGCUGAUAUACUUGGAGAUGUUUGGUUACGACAUGUCAUGGGCAUCGUUUCAUGUCCUGGAAGUCAUGUCAUCCCCGAAAUACCUACAGAAACGAGUGGGAUAUCUUGGGGCUGUUCAAAGUUUUCGACCAGACACUGAAGUUUUGAUGCUGGCGACCAACAUGCUAAAAAAGGACAUAGUGUCGCCCAAUAUCCUCACCCUGUCACUGCCACUGGCUACGCUACCACAUAUCACUACCCCCUCGCUUGCCAUGUCAUUGCUUCCUGAUAUCUUAUCUCGUCUCUCCCAUUCAAGUCCGGUUGUCCGAAAAAAGUCUAUCGUGUGCCUCUACCGAUUGGCUCUAGUUUAUCCAGAUGCCCUGAAGCUAGCGUGGCCGAAGAUCAAGGACCAUCUCAUGGAUGAACAGGAAGACAGCAGUGUGACAACUGCAGCGAUAAAUGUUGUGUGUGAGCUUGGCUGGAGGCGGCCUCACGAUUUUCUUCCUCUUGCCCCCCGAUUAUUUGAGCUCCUCGUGGAUAGUGGCAAUAAUUGGAUGGCAAUCAAAAUCAUCAAGCUAUUCGCUACUCUGACUCCGCUAGAGCCACGACUGACCCGCAAGCUCCUGCGCCCGUUGACGAAUAUAAUUCAAACCACGACGGCCAUGUCCCUACUCUACGAGUGUAUCAAUGGCAUCAUCCAGGGAGGCAUUCUCGAUGGUGAAGAUAAUACUGAAGAGAGAGACGAAGUUGCGGGCCUCUGUAUCGGAAAGCUGCGGGGAAUGAUUGUUAUGGAUUCCGAUCCUAAUCUCAAGUAUGUGGCACUCCUUGCAUUGAAUCGUAUCGUGACAACCCAUCCCAUUUUGGUGUCCAUGCAACAAGAUGUGAUUUUGGACUGUCUGGACGAUUUAGAUGUUUCUAUUCGGCUCCAGGCCCUGGAGCUUGUUGCUGGUUUAGUUACCAGCGAUUCCCUCCAAAGUGUUGUGAAUCGACUUGUUGGGCAGCUUCAACUGGCAGUUUCAGAAGAUGGGCCUGAUCCCGAGGUAACGUCUGGCCCGCUUGAUACGGACGACUUUGAGGGUUCCAAAGGUUCAAAUAACGUUAUGGAUACACCCAGCAUGCCGAACAACUAUCGAUCCGAAGUUAUUCAUCAUAUUCUGGAUAUAUGCUCACAGAGUAACUAUUCUAAUGUGGUUGAUUUUGAGUGGUAUGUCGGUAUUUUGAUUCAGUUAGUCAGGCUUCUUCCGCCAUCAGAUACGCUCGAUCCCAUUCCCGACCACUCUACGGGAGGCCAGGAAGGCUUCAUUGGAACUGGCUGGAGGGCCACUGUCGCGUCACGCAUCGGAUCCGAAAUGCGCAGUAUUGCUGUCCGCGUGAAGGGGGUGCGGCUGGAGGCCACCCAGGCAGCGGAGUCUCUGCUGCUUAUCGAUAAUAGGCUGCUGUUAUUUCCUGCCUCUUCGAAUGUCGGUAUUGAUGUCUUGGGCCCUGUUGCAUGGGUUGUUGGAGAGUAUGCAGAUUAUCUCCAAUCGCCCAAUCGAACCCUUCAGUCGUUGAUUGAUUCGUCUACUCUCUCCUUGCCUCCCAGCACACUUCAAUUGUUCUUGCAAGCUAUCCCCAAGGUUUUGAUCCGGGUGUAUCAAUCCUGCGAGACAAAAGACGCAUGGCGCAGUGAAAUUUCUCUUCUCCUCGCCCGGGUUCUGGAUUUCCUCGAUGCAUUAGCAGCCCAUCCUGACUUGGACGUGCAAGAGCGAGCUAUUGAAUUUCUGGAAGUCCUUCGCCUGGGGGCUGAAUCACUGCACUCUGAAACAGAGGGUGUCCCGUUCCUCCUUGCUUCCGUCAUUCCAAACUUAUUCGCGGGGUUGGAGCUUAACCCAGUUGCAGUCAGUGCUCAGAAGAGGGUAGUGUUGCCCCCCGAUCUCCAUCUGGAUGAAGCAUUCAGCAAUGAUCUGUCAGACCUUUUCCAGGCAUUUGGGAGCUCUCUGGCCGAAACAACCACACACCAUGUCGUUCAACAAUUUUACUACGUCGCCGAUACCACUCCACAUUCGUAUAAGCCCCCUCAAGAACAGCUGGGAUUGGCUGAAAUGCAAAUUGACACUUCUUACCAAAAAGGUCCCGGUGGGGUAAUGGAUUACCCAAGCAUUGCGGAUCGGAAAAAGGUCCAUCGGAGAGAGCGCUAUCGGGAUGAUCCCUUUUACAUUGCGCCGUUGGAUCCAUCUUCCGGCAUAUCCACGCCGCAUCAUGAUAUCCCCCAUGGAUCCAGUGAUGAUACAUUAGACAUUGACUUGAUCCCUAUCGUCAAUCUAAGAUUGGAUGAUGAAUCAAUCAGGAAAGGGGGUGUUAGUACACGACGGACACACUCUAGCGCAAAAAUGGAGGUUGCCACGGAUGAAACAUUUGGAUCUGAAGCAUCAGCACCCCUUGGCCACUCCCCCGGGGCCGUUGGAGGACCAGCUCUCAAGCGCUCAUUACUACAGGUUGACUCUAGCGGACUCGGGCAGCUUCGAUCGGAUGUGAAUGAUGGCCAGGGUGCCAAUCCGGCUGAGAGUGAAGAUGAUGAGAUGAGGAAAGCGAUGCAAAAUGUGGAGCAGAUGCGCUUGCGCAUGCAAAGGGUAUCGGAGCGAAUUGAGCUAGAGGGAACACCUGCUGAGGGCACUCUGGUAAAGAAGAAAAAGAAGAAGGGGAUAAAGGGCCAGGCUGCCGAUGGGUCUGGGGAGAUAAAGAAGAAGAAGAAGAGGAGGAAAGAAGCAGACGAGUGA
This is a messenger RNA of Penicillium verhagenii, 2895 nucleotides long. RefSeq names its product putative AP-3 complex subunit delta. The transcript has 6 exons. Gene Ontology annotation, cellular component: AP-3 adaptor complex; membrane coat; endosome membrane. The coding region runs from base 1 to 2895 and encodes 964 amino acids. Lineage: Eukaryota; Fungi; Ascomycota; Eurotiomycetes; Eurotiales; Aspergillaceae. The record is from RefSeq and is a predicted model, not a curated record. Gene Ontology annotation, biological process: Golgi to vacuole transport; protein targeting to vacuole.